Molecule: messenger RNA, 1738 nt
Organism: Erigeron canadensis
Lineage: Eukaryota; Viridiplantae; Streptophyta; Magnoliopsida; Asterales; Asteraceae
Exons: 12
Coding region: 246-1517 (423 amino acids)
Source: RefSeq, a predicted model, not a curated record
AAUAAAAUUGAGGCCGAAAGGCCAAUCAAAUCUCUCUUUUUUUCUUCUCCAAUUUACAUCUACAUUUAAUUUCACUUAAAAAUUCUUAUAAUAAUAAUUAUAAAAGAUAUAUAUAUGGAUAUAAGUUAACAUAUAUAAUAUAUCUUUCAAAAAUUCAACCACCACCAGCAAGGAUCGAUAUUUUGGUGAAGAUCACUGUUCAUAUUAAAUCUCGGGUGGAAGAUAAUAAAUAGGUUAAAUAUAGUAUGGGAUGCUUUCAAUCAACCCCGAAGGAUACAGGUGGCAAAAGGAGGAGGCCUGCAAACAUUGGUGAAGUAGCGGUUUUUGUUCCUGGUUUACGCAUUCCAAAACCUGUAGAUUUUAAUGAGUCUAUCGGCGAUCAUUUGUGUAAAACUUUAGUGGAACGACUUUCUGCUCUUAGGACACGUAUAGUUGUUAUGGCAGGACAAGAAGCUCCAUCUAUCACAAGAACACGAAGAAGAAGUGCUACCCAACAUGGAGGCUCAACUUUAGGCGAUCUUCUGCAAGCCCUUGAAGAUUAUUUACCGGUCCUUCUAGGGCUGGUUAAAGAUGGAAGCCCGCUACAACAUAAAGUACAAUUUACAUGGAUAAACCAGGAGGAUGAGUCAGAGGAAAUGGCGAUGUAUAGUGCUUGGUAUGAAAUAUUAUCUGUUUUGCACUUGAUGGCAACGUUAUCACUAUCUCAAGCAAACUUGCUGCUUCUCCCUAGAAUGUCCAGUGAUGGUUAUUUGCCUAAAGUAACAGAAGAAAGCAGGAGAUCUGCUAUUGAUAUUUUGUUAAAGGCAGCCGGAUACCUUGAUUGUGCAGUAAGGCACAUACUUCCACAGCUGCCCCCAGAACUCAGGAGAGACCUGCCAGUGGACCUUGCUGAAGGAGUUUUGAGAGCACUCUGCCUUCAAGCACUAGGACAGGGAGUUGACAUACAACUUGGGCUUGCAAUUGAUAGCACCAAAGCCACACUCGCGGUGAAACGAAGGCUUGCCUGUGAGAUGGUCAAGUAUUGGCAACAGGCGCAAGAUAAUAUUACAAACCUUCCGCUAGCAAAUGGUUGGGGUGAGAAACACCGCUUUUAUAUCAAGUGGAAAUACAUCGAAGCCAAGGCAGGGGCGUAUUAUUAUCAUGGGUUAAUUCUUGACGAAGGUAACACAGAAAAAUCACAUGGAAUGGCUGUUUCUGCUUUACAAGCAGCAGAUGAAUAUCUUAAAGAAAGUAAAAAGGCAUGUGAAGCUUUCAAUACAGCAGUUCCUAUCUCUAGAACUCCUCCUCUUUGGGGAACUAUGAAGUAUCUCUCUGAAAAAAUUCCCAAAGACACUUCUAGCAAGGUGCGGAUCAACCGGGAUCUAUACACAUAUGAAAAAAUCAUGGAAACAGCACCAACUUUACCUGAUUUUGCUUUGGCUCUGAAGCCGGAUGAAUAUCAACUUCCUGAUGUGGACUCCUCAUGGAAUAAUGAAAACGUCAACAAGGCGCAUGUUGGGAACAACAACAAAGAUUAAGAACAAAUAUGACAUCAUGUGAUCAUGAUGCUGUGAAUCUGGGCAAUCAAAGAUGGUCAGCGUCACUCUGUUGUAACUUCAACAAGUUCAUUUUUUAUGAAUCAUUUUGGUGGUGAGUUUGUUCAAAAGCGUUAUCAUCCGUUCAUAUAGAAAUGUAUGUAUACAAUAUGUACACCAAGUGUUUAAUAUGAAAUAUGAAACUUGUACAAUGUUCAGAUCUU